This is a messenger RNA of Leptopilina heterotoma, 1875 nucleotides long. RefSeq lists its product as uncharacterized. The transcript has a single exon. NCBI's taxonomy places the organism in Eukaryota, Metazoa, Arthropoda, Insecta, Hymenoptera, Figitidae. The record is from RefSeq and is a predicted model, not a curated record. Gene Ontology annotation, molecular function: nucleic acid binding. Bases 1 to 1875 code for a protein of 624 amino acids. Gene Ontology annotation, biological process: DNA integration.
AUGAUCAAAGCUCUACACCUUCCUGAUCAUGAAAUUUAUUUGUGGACUGACUCUAACGUUGCACUCUCGUGGAUUCAAAGUCACCCAUCUCGAUGGAAAGACUUUGUUCGAAACAGAGUCCAUUUCAUACAAGAUGGUGUUCCUCAUGCAAAGUGGAAAUUAGUUCCUGGGAAACAGAACCCGGCAGAUUGUGCUUCUCGUGGUCUGACUUCCUCUCAGCUAAUCAAUCACCCUCUUUGGUGGUCCGGUCCCUCGUGGCUAUCUCAAGAUCAAUCCGUUUGGCCUUCUUCUACAAAUACCCCUUAUAUUACAACUAAUUCAGAGGAACGUCCAGGAGUCUCGCUUCUUGCGAGCCAUCAACGAAUUCCUGAGCUCUGGAACUUGUCAUCUCGAUUCUCAUCCAUCCAACGACUACUGCGCAUUACUGUUUUAUGUCAACGUGCUGUUGCUAAAUUCAAACAUGAGUUAAACGUACCAUUCCUCAGUCCAAUUUCACCUAAGGAGAUACAACAAGCCUUAUUAUUUUGGAUUCAAUCUACUCAAUCAGCAUACUUCUCUGAGACAAUCAAAUGUAUUCUUCAAAGACAGCCACUCUCUAAGUCCAACUCACUUAUAAGACUCACUCCCUUUUUGGAUCACUCUGGAACACUCAGAGUUGGAGGAAGACUGAAAAACUCAUUUCUUGACGAGAAUUCACAAAGUCCCGUUAUUUUACCUAGAAAAUGUUCCUUAUCCUCUCUUUUGAUUUCAGAUGCUCAUCAAAAGACUCUUCAUGGAGGUACUCAGAUCACUCUCUGUUUACUGCGCCAAAACUACUGGAUAGUUGGUGGACGAGCUCCAAUCAGAUCACACAUCUUAAAAUGCAUUACUUGUGCACGUCAUCGUAGCAUCCGAGCGCAACAACUCAUGGGCCAGCUCCCUUCUCCAAGGGUCACACCUUCUCGGCCAUUCUUACACACUGGUGUAGACUAUGCCGGACCCAUCACGCUAAAAACAUGGUCUGGUCGAGGUGCUAAAACUCAUAAAGGUUGGCUGGCUAUUUUUGUGUGUCUCUCAACAUCCGCCGUUCAUCUUGAAGUAGUCACCGAUUACUCCACGGAUAAGUUCAUGGCUGCGUAUAGAAGAUUAACUGGCAGAAGAGGAAUAUGUCACACCUUAUAUAGUGACUGCGGCACUACGUUUCAAGGAGCAGAAUCUGCUCUUAAGGAUCUCUUUACUUCGGCGUCUAAAGAGCAUCUCACCUUAUCUCGACUUUUACUCAAGGACGGAACUCACUGGAGCUUCAUUCCCCCUGCUGCACCUCACUUUGGUGGCAAAUGGGAAGCCGCUGUCAAAUCAGUAAAGUUCCAUCUCAAACGAACCGUCGGAGACACUCCUAUGACCUUUGAAGAACUCUCAACUCUUUUGAUCCAAAUUGAAGCGGUCUUAAACUCACGACCUAUAUCACCUCUCUCUGAUGACCCUGAUGACAUCUCUGCUCUUACUCCUGGGCACUUCCUUAUUGGAGAACCUCUCAAUACCAUUCCUGAGCCAUCUCUUGAACACCUCGCAUGCAAUCGUCUCGACAGAUGGCAACUUUUGCAACAGAAGCUACAACAUUUCUGGAGUCGUUGGUCCUCUGAAUGUCUUCAGAGAUACUUGUCUACCUCUAAAUGGCAUCACCCUUCCAAUGUACUAAAAGUUGGAUCAUUAGUGUUAUUAACUGAUGAACGAAUGCCUCCAAGCAAAUGGCCACUUGCCAGGAUCCUAACUCUUCACCCAGGUACGGAUGGUCUGACAAGAGUAGUUACCCUACGUACUGCAAACUCUACGUUAAAGAGACCCAUCUCUAAACUAGCCAUCUUACCAUCACUCGACUCCGAAGAUUCAACAUAA